AGGAACUAAGAUUAUUUGGAGAAGGUUGGAGUUGGGAUUUGGCUGGGGCUCUAAGCAGCAGCUUUGUUUUCACCUUGUCUUUCUUAAGUAGUUUCCUGGAUAUAUUUGACCAAAAGAAGAGCCUCAGAGGAAGAUGGAAGUGGCUGUAACAGGAGUUCUGCUCCUUCUUUGGGUUCUCUUCAUCUUCAUUUUCUCAUCCUUAAAAAUGUACAAGAAGAAAAGCCAGCUACCUCCAGGACCCACUCCCUGGUUCUUCCUGGGGAACCUGCUGCAGAAAGAUGUCCUGCCUCUGAACAAAAACUAUUCAAAGCUCAUGGAUAAAUGGGGUCCUAUCUUUACUGUCUGGAUGGGUCCCAAGCCCAUGGUGGUACUCUGUGGAUAUGAAGUGGUGAAAGAUGCUCUCUUGGAUCAUGCUGAAGAAUUUGGUGGGCGUCCUGCCUUGCCCUUCUUUAAUGCAGUGAACCGUUAUAAAGGACUGAUCAGCACUUCUGAGAAAAAAUGGAGAGAGCUGCGCCGGUUCACACUCACCACCUUGCGAGAUUUUGGAAUGGGGAAGAAAACGAUGUCAAAGAGGGUGCAGGAGGAAGCUGUGUGUCUGGUGGAGGCAAUGGCAACCGCAAAAGGGCAGGUCUUUGAUCUAAGAAAAUACUUGAGAAUUGCUGUUUCUAAUGUCAUCAGUUCUGUUGUCUUUGGGAGUCGCUUUGACUACAAAGAUCAGGUCUUCCUGGAGAAGCUGCAUAUCAUGGAGGAUUUCGUGAGCUACCUUGUGAGUUAUAUGGGACAGAUUUAUAAUGUGUUCCCGAAAAUAAUGCCUUACCUGCCUGGACAGCACAAAAAGAUUUUUGGAGAUUUUGAAAAAAUGUAUGCUUUCAUCAAUGAGAAGGUGGAAUCCCACAGGGAGACCCUGGAUUAUCAGGACCCCCGUGACUAUAUCGACUGCUUCCUUAUGAAGUCAGAGAAGGAACAAACCAAUGCUGAGGCCAUCUACACCCAAGAGGAACUUAUCAUUUCUGUGCAGGAACUCUUUAUUGCUGGGUCAUUGUCCACAAGCGAAAUUUUGGCCCGUGCCCUCCUGGUGAUGGCUAGAUUGCCACACAUUCAAGAAAAAGUUCAACAGGAGAUCGAUGAUGUGGUAGGUGCCAACCGUAUCCCUGGCAUGGAAGAUAGGGUGAGGAUGCCCUACACCAAUGCUGUUGUCCAUGAGAUCCUACGAUAUCAAAAAGGGAGCCUUGAGAGCUUACCGCAUGAAACAACACGUCCUACAAAAUUCCGGGGCUAUCUUAUCCCUCAGGGCACGACCAUCUGUCCAGAUAAUACAUCUGUGCACUUUGAUCCUCUCCAAUGGGAGACUCCAGAAGAGUUUAACCCGGGUCAUUUCUUGGAUGAGAAGGGCCAGUUCCGGAACAGGGUUGCCUUCAUGCCUUUUUCUGCAGGAAAACGGGCAUGCCCUGGGGAAGCCCUGGCUCGGAUGGAGCUGUUCCUGAUCUUCAGUGCUUUGCUCCAGAACUUCACCUUCCAGCUGAUUGGAGAUGCCAAAGACAAGGAUAUAUUCACUUUGUAUGAGGACAGUGACCCGAAGACAAGAGACUUGCCAUUGAAAUUCAUUAGACGUUCAAUAUGAUCCAGUGACAGCAACUAAGCAGAGUAGAUGGUGCCAAUUCUUCUCAGAAUAUUUGAAGUAGGAAGAACAUGAUUACUGGCAGAUCUGAAUCAAACUUUGCUUAUAAAAACUAUAUAUUCCAAACUAUAGCUCACAUCAUGCCGCUGGGGCUGCUGGGAGUUGUAGUGCAACACUUGGAAAACCACAGCUGAGCCACUUCUACAUUAGAAGAAUCAAUCCAGAAAUAAGUAAUGAAAUAUACAGUAAAAAGGGCAAGAUGGAAAAGGGAGCAGAUGGAAUCUCCGUGUCAAGACCUUUGGGAGCAUGUUAGCCCAAUAACUUUCAAGUGAAGAAUGAGAUAUUACAUUUGUUAAAUUACUUGAAUUCUGUAAUAAACAUUUUCUAAUAAUA
Lacerta agilis (Sand lizard) is the source of this 2011-nucleotide messenger RNA. RefSeq names its product cytochrome P450 2C16-like. Gene Ontology annotation, molecular function: heme binding; iron ion binding; oxidoreductase activity, acting on paired donors, with incorporation or reduction of molecular oxygen, reduced flavin or flavoprotein as one donor, and incorporation of one atom of oxygen. The transcript has 9 exons. Bases 134 to 1621 code for a protein of 495 amino acids. Gene Ontology annotation, biological process: xenobiotic metabolic process. NCBI's taxonomy places the organism in Eukaryota, Metazoa, Chordata, Lepidosauria, Squamata, Lacertidae. The record is from RefSeq and is a predicted model, not a curated record. Gene Ontology annotation, cellular component: intracellular membrane-bounded organelle; cytoplasm.